AUGGCGCGUAUCCUCUGCAGUGAUCCCAUUGAUCCCAUAUGCCCGGAACUGUUACGUGCUGCCGGUCACGACGUUACAUGCGACUCGACGGGUCUCUCCCACACUGAAUUGAUUACGCAGGUGCCUGAUUACGACGUGCUCAUCGUUCGCUCCGGCUCUAAAGUGGAUCGACAAGUACUGGAUGCUGGACAAAAGUUGCAGCUCAUUGGUCGCGCUGGCACAGGCGUGGAUAACAUUGACAUGGUAAACGCUACGAAACAGGGCGUGCUGGUCAUGAAUACGCCCUUUGGCAACACCAUUUCGGCCGCUGAGCUCACAUUGGGGCUCAUUACUGCCGUCUCUCGACUUGACAAGGCCACUGACAUGGAGGAGUUAGUCGUCCGUCACUCGGAAAUCCACGGUAAAACGCUCGGUAUCGUCGGUCUUGGCCGCAUUGGUCGAGAAGUGGCUGCACGAUGCAAUGCUUUUGGUUUGAACAUUAUUGGCUACGAUCCUAUUCUGUCCAAUGCUAGUGCCAAGAUGCACGGCAUUGAGCCUGUUUCGUUGGAUGAACUCUUCUCCCGCAGUGACUACAUCACUCUCCAUGUCCCACUUAAUGCCAAUACCAAGCACUUAGUGAAUGCGCAACGUCUCGCGCUCUGCAAAGACGGUGUCAAGCUAGUGAAUGGAGCUCGGGCGGGUCUGAUCGACCACCCAGCGCUGCUGGAAGCUAUUGAGAGUGGCAAAGUUGCGGGUAUGGCCUUUGAUAUCAACACGCCGUCGCCUCCGUCCGAGACUUGGAAGAAACUCGUGAAUCACGAGAAUGUGAUUGUUACGCCGCACAUUGGUGCGUUGACUACUGACGCACAGGAAAAGGUGGCACGUGACUUGGCUUACAAGGUGAAUGACGCUCUCGCAGGCAAGUCUUACAAGGGCGUGGUCAACGCGCCAAACAUUGAUUUCGACAGGCGCGAGGAGCUCAUGCCUUUGCUGUCACUUGCGGAAAAGCUUGGUAGUAUGCAGGCGCAGUUGCUAGACGACAGUCGUCUUAAGCGCGUACUUGUCAUCGCGGAGGGGCCUAAGGUUACGUCGUCGGAACUGUCGGGGCAGCUAGUAAAAGGCGUGAUGAAGGGAUUGCUAUCGCACAUGCUGGAGGAGGAGGUGACGUUUACGAACGCAAAACAGCUUGCUGACGUCAUGGGCAUUCAGACUGUGGAGCACAAGCACGAUGAAGCCUCUGGCAGCAGCUUCUCGGACCAGCUUACUGUCAUUUUUGAGAAAGAGAACGGCACAUCGAAGAAGAUCACGGGUACGGUAUUCGGCAAGAACCAGCUGCGCUUUGUGUCUUUUGACGAUCUGCCUAUGGAUGCGAUUCCGAGUGGAUCAAUGCUGUUGUUCAACAACACUGACCAGCCUGGUGUGCUGCACAAGGUGACGUCGGUGCUAGCGAAACACAAGAUUAAUAUCGGUUGUUUCGGUCUGGCGCGUGAAGAACAUGGCACCGCUGCUGUCGGCGUGCUCAAUGUGGACGAGGCUAUUCCAGAUGCCGUUAUGGAGGAGCUCGAAGCACUGGGCAUGCUCACUAAUCUUCGCCGCGUGAACCUGCUCGAGCUGGACACGGCUGUCUCGGGUGGUAUAUGGGAGAAGUUCCUUAAGCCGAGUGCGAGCUCUGCUGAGGAAGAAACCAACGCGGUUGACGCUGGAGUAGAGAUCGUGCGUCACCCGAAGCCACGCGUAAAGCCGGCAUCACCGAAUUUUGGCUCAGGACCUUGCAAGAAGCGGCCGGGAUAUUCGCUGGCUUCCAUACCUGACAUUGUUCUAGGCCGUAGUCACCGUUCCAAGCUGGGCAAGGGCUUGCUUGAGGAAGCCAUUGUGCGUUCGAAGAAGAUUCUGAAGCUCCCGGAGGACUACCUUCUUGGCAUCGUGCCAGCUUCAGACACAGGCGCAUUCGAGAUGGCAAUGUGGUCCAUGUUGGGCGAGCGUCCCGUGGAUGUGUGCUACUGGGAGUCAUUUGGCAAGCAGUGGUUUAAGGAUGUUACGACUGAGCUAAAGCUUGACAACGUGAGAGAGUUUGGUGCGCCGUUUGGCCAGAUCCCAGACUUCUCUCAAGUGAGCUGUGACCACGACGUAUUGUUCACGUGGAAUGGCACGACUAGUGGCGUCCGUGUUCCCAACGCCGACUGGAUCCCAGACGACCGCAAGGGUCUGAUCUUUAACGAUGCUACGUCAGCUGCGUUUGCCAUGGACAUUCCGUGGAACAAAAUCGAUGUGUGCACGUUUAGCUGGCAAAAGGUUCUUGGUGGCGAAGGCGGCCACGGUGUCGUAAUAUUGAGUCCACGCGCUGUGGAGCGUUUGGAGUCGUUCGUGCCGGAGAACCGCCCACUUCCUAAGAUCUUCCGCAUGACCAACGCCAGUACAGGCAAGCUCCUAAAAGGGAUUUUUGAGGGUAGCACCAUCAACACGCCGUCGAUGUUGUGUGUAGAGGACUAUCUUGAUGCUCUGCGUUGGGCAGAGAGCGUGGGUGGUCAAGACGGACUGAUUGCAAUCUCGCAGCGUAAUUUAAAGGUGCUUGAAGUGUUUGCAGCCGAUAACUCGAGAUGGUUCAAGUUCCUCGCAGCCAAGAAAGAGAUUCGCUCCAGUACGUCCGUAUGCCUGCUAAUUGACGGUCUAUCAAAGGACGAAGUGAAGCAAAUGCAAGUAUUGCUCGAGCGUGAACAAGUUGCGUAUGACGUGGGUUCGUAUCGAGAUGCACCACCUGGACUGCGUAUCUGGUGUGGUGCUACGGUAGAGACCAAAGACUUGGAAGCUUUGUUACCGUGGAUCAAAUGGGCGUAUCUCGAAGUAAAAAGUGCCCGAGAUGCCAAGACCAAGUAG
Molecule: messenger RNA, 2853 nt
Organism: Peronospora farinosa
Lineage: Eukaryota; Oomycota; Peronosporomycetes; Peronosporales; Peronosporaceae
Source: the annotation of a GenBank genome assembly